UGACAGUUGACAUUUGAAGGAUGUAACAAUUUGUGUCUGAUUUUGUGGUUAGCGUUAAGUCCUUCAACUUUUUGUUUACUGUUGUUUUAGUUAAUUAUCGAAAAUAUAUAAAAGUAAUUACGUAGGUACUUGUAGUAAAAGCACUUUUAGUAAAUUGAUUAAAAUUAUCUGUAUUUACUUUCUGCCGGAAAUAAAUUAACUGUGAGCAUAACAUUUUUAACGAUGUCUGGACCAGUACAAGAUGUUGUAGAAGAAGACGCAGCAGAUUUACAGUUUCCUAAAGAAUUUGAAAAUGCUGAGACAUUGCUGAUCUCAGAAGUAGACAUGUUAUUGGAGCAUAGGAAAGCGCAAAAUGAAUCAGCUGAAGAAGAACAAGAAUUCUCAGAAGUGUUUAUGAAGACACUCACAUACACUAAUAUGUUUAAGAAAUUCAAAAAUAAAGAAACCAUAGCCGCUGUUAGAAAUCUAUUACAAUCAAAGAAACUGCAUAAGUUUGAAGUUGCAAGUUUAGCAAACCUUUGUCCAGAAACGCCAGAAGAAGCCAAGGCCUUAAUACCAUCGUUAGAAGGCAGAUUUGAGGAUGAAGAACUAAGAAUUUUACUAGAUGAUAUACAAACAAAACGUAGUUUACAAUAUUAAAAUCCUUUACAGACAUAUUUACUACUUAAUCCUUGUAAAAUUUUAUGACUGAAUAAAAUGUAUUUAAAACUCACAAAAAGUAUAUUCAUCUAUC
This is a messenger RNA of Manduca sexta (tobacco hornworm), 733 nucleotides long. RefSeq names its product DNA-directed RNA polymerase II subunit Rpb4 (gene Polr2D). The coding region runs from base 223 to 639 and encodes 138 amino acids. The record is from RefSeq and is a predicted model, not a curated record. The transcript has 3 exons. Gene Ontology annotation, biological process: nuclear-transcribed mRNA catabolic process, deadenylation-dependent decay; transcription initiation at RNA polymerase II promoter; mRNA export from nucleus in response to heat stress. Gene Ontology annotation, molecular function: nucleotide binding; translation initiation factor binding. Gene Ontology annotation, cellular component: RNA polymerase II, core complex; P-body. Lineage: Eukaryota; Metazoa; Arthropoda; Insecta; Lepidoptera; Sphingidae.